Messenger RNA from Cheilinus undulatus (humphead wrasse), 1919 nucleotides. Its product is annotated as phytanoyl-CoA hydroxylase-interacting protein-like. The record is from RefSeq and is a predicted model, not a curated record. Gene Ontology annotation, molecular function: protein binding. The coding region runs from base 59 to 1171 and encodes 370 amino acids. Gene Ontology annotation, cellular component: cytoplasm. The transcript has 6 exons. NCBI's taxonomy places the organism in Eukaryota, Metazoa, Chordata, Actinopteri, Labriformes, Labridae.
UGGACGCUCGGAUGUUCCCCUCUCGUCUCAGCGCUUGUCUUCGUGUUUGGACGUGACCAUGAGUGAGUCUCACCUCAGCAGCCCCAGCGUGGAGCUGAAGAGUCUGCAGCUGUGUGACAGAGAAGGAACAGAGUCUUCAGACAGCGGCAUCGGCGACGUGGACGACCUGCCUGUUCCUCAGCAGAUCCACAUCAGCAACAUCACCUGUGAUUCGUUCAAGAUCAGCUGGGAGAUGGAGAGCAGAGGCAGAGAGAAGAUCACGCACUACUUCAUCGACCUCAACAAGAAGGAGAACAAGAAGGAGAACCAGUUCAAACACAAGGACGUCCCCACAAAGCUGGUGGCAAAGGCGGUCCCCCUCCCCAUGACCGUGAGAGGUCAUUGGUUCUUGAGUCCUCGUACAGAGUACAGCAUCGCCGUCCAGACCGCCACCAAACAGCCGGAUGGAGAGUACGCCGUCUCUCAGUGGAGUGAGAUCAUCGAGUUCUGCACAGCAGAUUACUCCACCGUCCAUCUCAUGCAGCUGCUGCAGAAAGCCGAGGCCAUUGCCGGCAGGAUGCUGCCGUUCACCAUCUUCUACAGAAACCAAGAGCAGGAGUACUUCCAGCAGCCUGGCUCCUCCUAUCGCUCCAGAGACGCCCAGUGCACACGGAUGUUACCGGCGGUCAAAGACGACAGCGGCAGCCACGGCUCGCCCAUCAGCAGUAAACUGGAGGGACUGUUCUUCAGUUGUAACACAGAGUUCAACACGGGGAAGCCACCCCAGGACUCCCCAUACGGACCUUACCGCUUCCAGAUCCGAGCAGACGUCCUCUUCAGCCGGACCACCAACAUCUACUUCGGGGAUUUUUACUGCAUGUACACGUCGUACCACUACGUCAUCCUGGUCCUGGCUCCUGACGGCUCCAAAGGAGACGUCUUCUGUAAGGAGAUCCUGCCGGCCCUGGACCGGGCCAACAACCGCUUCCUGACCUGCACGGAAGAGGAGGACGGUUCGCUGACUUUCCGCCACGCGCAGGACGUCAUCCUGGAGGUGAUCUACACAGAGCCCGUGGAUCUGGAUUCAGGGACGGUGACGAGGAUCAGCGGACAUCAGCUGAUGAGCCAGUCCACCCUCGACGCCAAGAAGGACCCGAGCUGCAAGAUCUGCAACAUCAGCGCGGGACGUUAGCUGGACUGUGAUUGGACGACCCGCUAAUGAGCAACGAGGGUGGCAGACGAGCUGCUAAAUAAAUUCACGACCAGCUUCCUGUUGAGCUGCUAGCUAGCUGAGAGUUAGCGAUACCUGGUUAGCUAGCAGGAACCCCAAUAGGCUUAACAGAGUAAAGUACCCUCCAGGGAAUUUGGUACUUUUGGUACUUUUCCUGAUUUAAAGAAUUAAAGUUAUCAGAGAGUGGGCCAAAGAAGGCUGAACUAAACCUGAACCGUGAAGUUUAAAAUGGUUAUUCAACUAAACGUUACACGCACCAUCAUAGCCUAUCAGGAGGGUUCUAGGACGCUCUGACCCCCAAAAUCCACGGUUUUAUUCUGUGUAGUCUACCAUCCUGGACACCUUCCAUCAGAACAGACCAGAUCUCACUAAGUCAGUGAUACUCAACGUGAGGCUCUUUCAUGUCUUUUUUUUUUAUUUUAUUCCCCCAGAAAACCUUAAAGGGAAACUUUUUGCCCUUUUUCACAAUUUUUCACCACUUUUCACCCAAUCGAGCUACCUUUUGCCUUUAUAUACCACUUGUUUCCUAUUUUUUGCCCAUUAUUGCCAAUUCUUUUUGCAACUUUUUUCUAAUGUGUACUACUUUUAUCCAAAUUUUUCCCAUAUUAUCACAUUUUGCCACUUCUUGCACAUUUAUGCUACGUUUUGCCAAAUACCACUUUUUCCUUUUUUUUGCCAUUUUUGCCAUUUUUCUACACUUUUUUUUUCA